Messenger RNA from Carcharodon carcharias (great white shark), 978 nucleotides. RefSeq names its product transcription factor Spi-C-like. Gene Ontology annotation, molecular function: sequence-specific DNA binding; DNA-binding transcription factor activity, RNA polymerase II-specific. Lineage: Eukaryota; Metazoa; Chordata; Chondrichthyes; Lamniformes; Lamnidae. Gene Ontology annotation, biological process: cell differentiation; regulation of transcription by RNA polymerase II. The transcript has 6 exons. The record is from RefSeq and is a predicted model, not a curated record. Gene Ontology annotation, cellular component: nucleus. The coding region runs from base 34 to 831 and encodes 265 amino acids.
CGCGUCGACAUUCGGAUAAUAUUGAAGCCAUGGAUGUGUGACACUGGGCGAAGGGGAUCAAAUGACAGGCUGACGUCAUCCCGUCAUUGUAUAUUAAGCAUGAGCUGCUGCAUGCAAGAUAACUACACCCCCCUGUUUAAUGAUGCAUUUGAGGUGAUACACCAUCAGCAACAUCAGCACCCCGCCACCCAGCUUAGACAGGAUCCCAGCCUCCAGUAUCUGCCAAGUCCUUCACUCUCGAUGUACAACUUCCAGCAUUACCAGGAGGCCAGCCAAGCUCCUCACUGCGCUCUGGAUGUCCAGUCCCAACAUUUGCAGGACACUAUGGAUUUUAACCUCGACAGCAACAAGUUCAUGUAUGAGAAUGGAUCCCAGAACCCCAGCUAUUUUCCAGACAAUCACAUUCAAGAUUUAUUCAUCCCAAGGCAAGGAAAAGGCAGGAAGAGGCUGCGCCUUUACGAGUUUCUGAGUGAAUCUCUCCAUGAUUCCCAGAUGUCCGACUGCAUCCAGUGGGUGGACAGGAAAAGCGGCGUCUUCCAGUUCAUCUCCAAGAACAAGGAGAAAGUGGCGGAGCUGUGGGGCAGGAGGAAGGGCAAUCGGAAAACCAUGACCUAUCAGAAAAUGGCCCGAGCUCUCAGGAACUACAGCCGGACGGGAGAGAUUGUGAAAGUCCGCAGAAAGUUAACCUACCAGUUCGAUGCCCAAGUCCUGCAGAGACUUGGAAAUGGCCCAAGCUUUCACAAUCCACACACCGACCAUGAACACCAUGGCUGUGAUCACUGGCAUUUCAGCUACAACUACAAUGAACUUUUACAUGAAAAUUGCAUAUGAAGAAUCCUGGUUUAAGCUAACCCAUGUUCUUUAUAAUAAAAUAUUGCAGACAAACUGCAAUUGAAAGAACUCAACAUUCUAAAUCCUGUAAAUAUCUUUUACUCUUUAAGCCAGUCUGUGUCAUGUUUCAGCCCAGUCUAGUGUCAU